This is a messenger RNA of Cucurbitaria berberidis CBS 394.84, 1770 nucleotides long. RefSeq lists its product as uncharacterized. Gene Ontology annotation, biological process: copper ion import; intracellular iron ion homeostasis; iron ion transport. Gene Ontology annotation, molecular function: ferric-chelate reductase activity. NCBI's taxonomy places the organism in Eukaryota, Fungi, Ascomycota, Dothideomycetes, Pleosporales, Cucurbitariaceae. The record is from RefSeq and is a predicted model, not a curated record. The transcript has 4 exons. Gene Ontology annotation, cellular component: plasma membrane. Bases 1 to 1770 code for a protein of 589 amino acids.
AUGCAUUCCAUCCAAGACUUCCCAAGUCUUGUCCAGCGUGCAGGAUACGAAAAGGAUCUGACGGCUGGUAUCGAGAACCUCGAUGUCCAGCACUACCUUGGCUACAUUUGGUGGAUCAUUGUCGUCGUCUUCACCCUCUACCAAGUCAUCCUCUACUUCGUUCGAUACAUCCGUACCGUCUCCACCCUAAACAACGACACACAGAGGUACUUUGCCAUUCCCAGCGUCGCCUACGCCAGAUUCAAGAAGCACUGUCUCGAUGCCCCGCUAUUCCGUACUCGUCACCAUCGCGAGUUCAAGCUUUCCGCUGCCAUUGGUGUCGGAACGCUUCCUAGCCGUCUGCAGAGUUUCUUCCUUUUUGGCUACUUUGGAGUGAACAUCGGCUUUUGCGUGUGGAGGAUCGACUACAGCAGCUUCUCAGCUGGUGCCAAUGAGCUCCUCAGCCGCUCAGGCGUCAUGGCCGUCAUGAACAUGAUCCCACUCUUUCUUCUCGCGGGUCGCAACAACCCCGUCAUCAAGCUUACGGGUAUCUCCUUCGAUACCAUGAACUUGAUUCAUCGGUGGUUUGGACGGAUCGUUAUCCUCGAGGCCAUUGCACACACCGUUUGCUAUUUUGCUAACAAGGUUCACACCAAGGGCUGGGGUGCUCUUCAAAAGUCAAUCAAUGGCAGUGAAUUCAUCAUGUCCGGUUUCAUUGGCACUGUUGCGUUCGUCUUCCUACUCCUCCAGUCACCAUCGCCAGUUCGACAUUCCUUCUACGAGGUUUUCUUGCACGGCCAUGUUGUUGGCGCUGCGCUUGCAGUGGGUGCUGUCUUUGUCCAUCUCAAGGAGCGCAAGCAGCAGUUGAUGCUGUACGGCGUCAUGGCCAUCUGGGCAACUGAGCGACUCCUUCGCUUUGCUCGCCUCGUCAUGCGCAACGUCGGAAAUGGCGGCACCAAGGCCGAUAUUGAAGUCCUUCCCGGCGAUGCCCUUCGCAUCACCGUCCGUAUGGCUCGUCCAUGGAGAUUCCGCCCAGGCCAGCACGCAUAUCUCUACAUGCCCUCUGUUGGACUGUGGACCAACCACCCCUUCUCCAUUGCUUGGAGCGAUGAGGAAGAGGACUUGAACGCCCAAAACAACAUGGCCGACGAUAAAGGGCUUCCGAUGAACCGCCAAGACAUUCUCGAGCAGCACAAAACCAGCAUGUCCUUCAUUGUACGACGACGGACAGGCUUCACAGACAAGCUUUUCAAAAAGGCAGACCUAUCUGCUGCCGGUAAAUUGUCCACCAGGGUAUUCGUCGAGGGUCCAUAUGGUGGCGAAGAUCUCAGCUCCUAUGGCACCGUCAUGCUCUGGGCUGCUGGUAUCGGUAUCACUCACCAGGUUCCUCACGUGCGUGACAUCGUUGCUGGCUACGCAAAUGGCACUGUCGCCACUCGCCGCCUCACCCUCGUCUGGAUCAUCCAAUCGCCAGAGCAUCUCGAGUGGAUCCGAACAUGGAUGACACAGAUUCUGGCCAUGCCCCGCCGUCGUGAGAUCCUGAAGAUUCUGCUCUUCGUCACGCGCCCCCGAAGCACCAAGGAGAUCCACUCCCCAUCAUCAAGCGUCCAGAUGUUCCCCGGACGGCCGAAUGUUCAGAGCCUCGUAGAUCAAGAGAUGCAAGAAGGCAUCGGUGCUGCUUGUGUCAGCACUUGCGGUACAGGCGGACUGGCUGAUGAGCUCCGGAGCGCCGUACGUAAGCGCGAGUCGCAGUGGAACGUUGAUUUCCGCGAGGAGUCCUUCUCGUGGUAA